ACCUCACGUCAUUCUCUCAAGGGUCUGCAACAGAAGUCCGCCGGGUGCGACCCCGUCCACUAUCCGUGAACCGCCGAUCGGGCGCUUGUCAACGACCCCAGUCACUCACUCACCUGACAGACGCUGUCUACCCUGGCUCGCACGGCAUAUGACUUGCCCGAUAUCUCCACCUGCCUCGCCCACCUUCUCCGCAGUCACACAGCGAGCCUCGACUCCGCUUAUCCAUGCGCCGCUCCUCUCUCGACCUCCAGCUUGACUCUUGCACACGAGGAAUGAUGUGCGACACUAAGUGACCUUUUCGACCUCUUCCCCUCCAGCAGACUGCCAUUCUUCACCCAGUCUGGCGCGGGAAACACCAUGGUGUUAUUGGUGCAGACGCCCAUAGUGGCGCCGCACAUGGACCCAUCAGCAACCGCAAAUUCGCCCGAGCUGCCCGAACACGACUUCCUCCGUGAGGUUCUACAGCUCCCGAGCGGCGACUUCGAGACAUAUCUCGAAGGCCUACUGCAGCGAGCUACGCAACUGGGCAUAUCCGUCUCGCGGCCGACCUCGUCCAAAUCCACAAGUAAUGGAAAGCGCAAUACAUCCGGCGCCGACUCGAGCGUCACUAUUGAAUCCAACCAUGUGCGGACAGUAUCGACAUCGUCCCAAAGUUCCUCCGAUACGGUCUUGACGUCGCCCUCGGUCAAGGAUGGGAUCCAGGACGUCUCGGAGCGUACACUAUCUCGGAGACGUUCCCAGAACCUCACCUUUGCACAGUACGAAGCCUAUCUUUCUCGAGCCGAUAAGGCCGUCGUGGACCAGCCAAAGUUUUUGUCAUCGCCUUAUAUACAUGAGAAGGUCCCGGCAAGCGUCUUCAGCGUGAGCACCCGAAAAAGCUACAAGAGCAUUAAGCAGGGCCUCUCGAAGAUAAGACGCAAGCGCAAGACAACACCGUCGCCGGAAUCGAUAUACGUCUCCUGCAGUGCUUGUCGUGAGGAUCUCAAACCGGAUGAGGCGCUGGUCAAAUUGCCUUGCGCUCACAGCUAUUGUCCUCGCUGUCUGAGAAUCAUGAUUAACCAAGCCACCACCGACGAGUCCAAGAUGCCACCACGCUGUUGUACUCAACCGAUCCCCAGCUCAAUCAUCAAACCACUUUUGUCUCAAGAAGAUCAAUCGAACUUUCUCAAAGCCGUCCUCCAGUUUAGCACGCCCUGGGAGGCCCGUGUUUUCUGUUGCAAUCCUAGCUGCGGUGAAUUCAUUCCCCAGCGGAGCAAAAUCGACCCAAGAUACCCCUUUCACACAGUAUGCCGAAAGUGCCGGACGAGAGUAUGCGUCAUGUGUAAAAGGGAUGCACAUCCGAUAGGGCAGGACUGUCCAAGUGAUUGGGAGCUUGACGCCGUCCUCAAGAUGGGUGAGAAAUCGGGCUGGAGGAGAUGUUACAAAUGCCGAACAUUGGUGGAGUUGAGCCAGGGCUGCACGCACAUGACUUGCCGGUGCCGCGCCGAGUUCUGCUACAUAUGUGGCGCAGUCUGGGAUCAGGCCAUUGGCUGUCCAAAUUUGUGUAAUGGGGAGGCGGAAUUGGAGCGUCGUCGUGAGGAGGAGGAGGCUCGCUGUGCGGCUCAUGCUGCUGAUGAAGCCCUGAGGAAGGAGACGGAAGCACGAGAAGCCCAGGAGAGACUCGAGGCCGAGCAGCGAACUCUCGAAGAUCCAGCUUGCCAGGCGCUACGCGAUGACCAGGCUAAAGAUCUGGAGAGAUUUCGCAUGUUUGAGCGAAAGUCGAGAUGGCACAUGUGGGCCAGACACGCGCAGCAGAAGCUGGCCCUGAUCGAAAAGCAGACUUCCGCACUGGACAAGAUGAAGGAGCGCCAUUCGAAGACCGUGGCGACACUGGAAGAUAGGCAGGUCACGGCUGAGAUGGAGCUGCGGGCUACGCUCGAGCAGAGCGAACGAAACGUGCGGACCCGUCUCAAGCACAUGGAGGCUUACUGCGAUGGGCUCGGCCAGAAUCCAGAAGCGGACAUGCCUUCAAGAGUGGUGACUGAGCGGGAUUUGCGCGAGCUUGCGCAGCAAUACAACCUCGAAAAGAACAUGAAGCAGCUUCACGAAGCCCGGAUCAACGUAAUGCGAGACCGACAGACCAGUGCGCUGGAAGAACUUAACGAGCGGCAGGAGAUCGAAAUGACGAAGCUUUUGGACAAGCACAACAAGGAGCUUGAGGCGCUCGAACUUAUCUUUGCUGAGGAGGAAGAGACGGCUUCUGCAGUUUUCCUUCAACGUAGAGCUCUGCUGCAGAAACGGUGGGUUCUCUGUGCAGAGAUUUUGAGAAAGGAGCUUGAGAGCGAGAAAGGAGUAUCAUUCGCGGCCCUGGCUAGCCCUGAGUGGCCGGUCGAUGCGGAAGCUUCCGAAGACGGGCUUUCCGCCGUUGAGGAAUGAACACUGCUGUCCACACCUCACCCAACCAUCACCGUUCACGCAAUGAGUUCUACUGGCGUGAGAUUUUCCUUGGAAGUUUUGCUUCAAAGGGCCACGAGCUUUGUGCGUGGUGCAUAGCACAGCGGGCGCGAUUUUCCAUUUCCACCAUUUUGCUUGUUUUUAGACUUGAGCUGAUUUUGCCACGGUACUCCUAGUUAGACCAUGGGAAGGGGUUUUCGGCUAGCUCUCACGGAUUUGAUUGCGAGCGGUGCUUGAGCGAUUGCACGUUUGUCUCAUAUCGCUUAAUUUUUGAAGGUUGGAAGCAUCAAUACCCGUCUCUCGCGUUGGCGC
This is a messenger RNA of Microdochium trichocladiopsis, 2745 nucleotides long. RefSeq lists its product as uncharacterized. Gene Ontology annotation, molecular function: ubiquitin conjugating enzyme binding; ubiquitin protein ligase activity; zinc ion binding. Gene Ontology annotation, cellular component: cytoplasm; ubiquitin ligase complex. The transcript is spliced from 2 exons. The record is from RefSeq and is a predicted model, not a curated record. Gene Ontology annotation, biological process: positive regulation of proteasomal ubiquitin-dependent protein catabolic process; protein polyubiquitination; ubiquitin-dependent protein catabolic process. NCBI's taxonomy places the organism in Eukaryota, Fungi, Ascomycota, Sordariomycetes, Xylariales, Microdochiaceae. The coding region runs from base 358 to 2415 and encodes 685 amino acids.